UUUCUUUGUUUACAACUGUGACGAUGAACAGUGACAGACGCCGCUACUGAAACAGCGUUAGCUAUUUCGAUUUGGCUUACUUCAAUCCAAAUCAUUAUAAAAAUUUCACUACUUUUUUGUUUGGAUUCUUAAAUUUUUGAAAUUUGUUUGAGAAUUUAGGAAGAAAUGUCAAGGUUUCGCGGGAUAUGGCAAGCUUCCCUGAAUGCAACCAAGAAAGCUCUGACAUGGAAUGUUGAUGAUUGGAUCCCUCCCGCUGAAAAAUACAUAUUCAGUUUCAGUUCAAAAGAGGAGCUCAAGAAAUGGCAUCUUUAUUCUGAUGCUGAAUUUGGAGGGUUGUCGUCGGCUUCAUUGGAGAUCAAAGACGAUGCUAAUAAAUCAAGUGUUUUCUCUGGGAAUCUUUCCCGGGAUGUAACUGAAGGUACAAAAUGGAACAUAACUAGGAGCGGCUUUUGUGGAAUGCGGUCUAAGAAGUUUGAUGGCUUCAUUGAUUUGGAAGCAUAUGAUACAAUAGCAUUAAGGAUUAAAGGAGAUGGGAGAUGUUAUAUAUCUACAAUCUAUACAGAAAAUUGGGUGAAUUCACCUGGACAGAUGGAAGAUAAUUCAUGGCAAUCUUUUGUUUUUGUUCCCAAAGACAACUGGUACAUUGCAAAGAUACCCCUGGAUCACUAUUUGCCAACAUGGAGAGGAAAUGUGAUAGAAGCAAAAUUGGAGAUGAAUCCAUCUCGUAUACUGGGGAUGUCUCUAUCAGUUAAUGCAGAUGGUGGUGUCCCUGGUGCUAAUUCUGGGCCUGGUGAUUUCAAAUUGGAAAUUGAUUGGAUUAAAGCCCUCCGUACACAAUGAAUGAUUCUGCUCUACCUUGGACAAAAUCCGGGCCUUACUUCGAUUUCCUCAUCAUAACAGGUUGUUUUCACAAUUCCGGUUAGAAAAAUGAAAAAGGUUUAUGCUUCCCGAUGGCUGUAAUUUAUUCUUCUUUCUUUUUCCAUUACUUUAUCUCUGGUUUUACUGCCAAUGAUGGAUUGAAAUCUGAAACCAACACCUCACAUUUCCGGCCCACCCUAUAAACACUAAAAAGGAAUCCACGCUAACCAAUUUUCUUAAAGACAUGGAAACUUAGGUCGUUUAUGUGUAGUGGGUAAGAGUAAGUUUUAAGUAACCAUAUCUUGUUGAUCAAGUUACUGAUAAGUUUUGUGUAUGGUUAUCUGUUUGGUCAUGUAAGUGGCAGUAAUACGAACUUUUAGUGAAUCAGUAAAUGAAGUGAUUUUAGUUUGUUAUAA
This is a messenger RNA of Gossypium raimondii (Peruvian cotton), 1274 nucleotides long. RefSeq names its product probable complex I intermediate-associated protein 30. The coding region runs from base 166 to 840 and encodes 224 amino acids. Gene Ontology annotation, biological process: mitochondrial respiratory chain complex I assembly; mitochondrial electron transport, NADH to ubiquinone. Gene Ontology annotation, cellular component: mitochondrion. The transcript is spliced from 7 exons. NCBI's taxonomy places the organism in Eukaryota, Viridiplantae, Streptophyta, Magnoliopsida, Malvales, Malvaceae. The record is from RefSeq and is a predicted model, not a curated record.